Spinacia oleracea (spinach) is the source of this 3460-nucleotide messenger RNA. Its product is annotated as probable helicase CHR10. Gene Ontology annotation, molecular function: DNA helicase activity; ATP binding. The coding region runs from base 544 to 2994 and encodes 816 amino acids. The record is from RefSeq and is a predicted model, not a curated record. Lineage: Eukaryota; Viridiplantae; Streptophyta; Magnoliopsida; Caryophyllales; Amaranthaceae. The transcript is spliced from 16 exons. Gene Ontology annotation, biological process: chromatin remodeling; DNA repair.
AACAUGAACAGCAGCCCAAACAUCGUUCAACCAUACGGAGUACUGUUUUCCUCGCACUGAUAAAAAGAAAAAGGAAAAAAAAACAAUUCUCCCGCCAAACCCUUCCCCUUCAGUCCUUCACUAGUUUACUGCCAUUGACAGUUAACAUUUGCUCGGUCUCAUAGGAGAAAGAAAAUGAGUAUAUCGUACGAGCAGAGGUUGAAAGCGGCGGCAAAGACUGUAACGGCGGCCGAUGAUUCGCCGGCAUCAUUCAAUUGCGAAGAAAUUGGGGUUACGGCCACACUUAAACCUCAUCAAAUCGAUGGCGUUUCCUGGCUCAUCCGCCGUUACCUUAUCGGCGUCAACGUUAUUCUUGGAGAUGAGGUAUGAUACCUUCAGAAUCAUUGCAGCUUUAUGUCAUUGUGCUAUCUGUUUAUUUAUACGCGUAAUGGCAAUGGAAGUAGGACGUAGGCGUCACAAUAAUGCAAAGCAUCUUGAAGGAAAUUGAUAUGUUUGAUUUUGUCUUUGGUUCUGUUUCUUUGCUCUGGCUGGAAAUAUUGGCAGAUGGGACUGGGGAAAACUUUACAAGCCAUCACUUUCUUGUGCUACUUGAAAUUUUGUAAAGGAUCGCCUGGGCCUUUCUUGGUUCUGUGCCCCUUGAGUGUGAUAGAUGGUUGGGUGUCAGAAAUAGAGAAAUUUGCUCCUAAGUUGAGGGUUCUCAGCUACGUUGGUGAAAAAGAGCACAGGCGUAGGCUAAGGAGGACAAUGUAUGAACAUGUUCAAGCACAGUCUUCAUCUAAUAAUGUGUCUUUGUUACCUUUUGAUGUCCUUUUGACAACAUAUGAUAUCGCACUGAUUGACCAGGACUUCCUCUCACAAUUUCAAUGGCAUUAUACUGUGAUUGACGAAGCUCAAAGGCUUAAAAACUCUUCAAGUGUUCUAUAUGGCGUGCUCAAAGAGCGGUAUAUUAUGCCAAGGCGUUUGCUGAUGACAGGCACACCCAUCCAAAAUAACCUUACUGAACUUUGGGCGUUGAUGCAUUUUUGUAUGCCGUCUGUUUUUGGAACAUUGGAGCAGUUUCUUCAGACAUUUAAGGCUGUUGGAGAUGCUUCUGCUGGACAUGAUGGUGCCUCAGUUAAGGAGCAGCUUAACACUCUGAAGUGCUUACUGGGAGCAUUUAUGCUUCGCAGGACAAAAUCUAAGCUUGUUGAAUGUGGAACUCUUGUGUUACCUCCUCUUACUGAGAUUACAGUGAUGGUCCCCCUUGUAGCCUUGCAGAAGAGUGUUUAUACAUCAAUUUUGAGGAAAGAGCUCCCUAGACUUCUUGCUUUAUCUUCUGGAACGUCGAAUGUCCCAUCUUUGCAGAAUGUUGUAGUCCAGCUUCGGAAGGCAUGUAGCCACCCAUAUCUCUUCCCUGGUAUUGAACCUGAACCAUAUGAAGAGGGUGAACACCUUGUUCAGGCUAGCGGUAAACUUAUGAUUUUGGAUCAACUUCUUCGAAAGCUGCACGAAUCUGGACACCGUGUUCUAUUGUUUGCUCAGAUGACCCAGACCCUUGAUAUUUUACAGGACUAUUUGGAGUUACGUCGUUACUCUUAUGAGCGGCUUGAUGGGUCAAUUCGAGCAGAAGAGCGUUUUGCUGCAAUAAGAAAUUUCAGCCACCUAUCCACCUCUGGGAAUAAGAACACUGAAUCCAGUGAACAAGGUGCUUUUGUCUUUUUGAUAUCUACAAGAGCUGGUGGAGUAGGUUUGAAUCUCAUGGCUGCUGACACUGUUGUAUUUUAUGAGCAAGAUUGGAACCCUCAGGUUGAUAGACAAGCGCUGCAGCGCGCACAUCGGAUUGGUCAGAUGAACCAUGUGCUGUCAAUAAACCUUGUUACAGGGCGGUCUAUUGAGGAGGUCAUUUUGCAGCGGGCAAGAAAGAAGUUACAACUAAGUCAUAAUGUCAUUGAUGACGAAGCUUCAGAGCACGUAGGGAAAGAACUCUCUGGGGCUGGACCUGGUGACUUGAAGUCUAUGAUAUACGGGUUACGUUUUUUUGAUCCUGAAGAGAGUAGUAAAGAAAAUUCAAGUGAGCCAAAAUUGUCAGAAUUAGAUACGAUGGCUGCUGAAGUGCUUGCCAAGCGCAAUGAGAAGAAUCUUGACGAGGAAACGGAAAAGUUUGCAUUGAGUUCAAUUAGUCCAAGUGGAAAUGAUUUUGGUAUGGAGAGGGCUGCUGCUACUAUUAAUGUUGACCCUGGUCUUGAUGAAGCUUCAUAUCGUUCUUGGGUGGAAAAAUUCAAGGAGGUAGCAGAAUCGAUUGAUAAAACUCCCUUGGAAUUGGAGAGUAGGAGAGUGACUUCCGAGGAAAAAGUUCAAAGGCUCGAGGCUGCUAAAAAGAAAGCAGAGGAAAAGAAGUUGGCAAAGUGGCAAACGCUUGGAUACCAAUCACUUUCAGUUCCUGAUCCCACACUACCAGUAGAUUCUGAUUUGAUAUCAGAGCGGGGUGCUGUUAACUUUGUCUUUGGAGAUUGUACAAAUCCAUCUGAUGUGUGUCCCUCUGAGCCGACCAUUAUAUUCAGCUGCGUUGAUGACUCUGGAAAUUGGGGCCGUGGUGGAUUGUUUGACGCAUUGGCCAGACUCUCCAGCAAAGUUCCGGAGGCAUAUGAGCGUGCAUCUGAAUGUGGGGACCUCCAUCUGGGAGAUCUUCAUCUAAUACAAAUAGAUGAUGUUGAGAGUGAGCAGAUCAAAGAUAGUGGGAUGCCUUGGUGGGUUGCCUUGGCUGUGGUUCAGUCCUACAAUCCCAGACGUAAAGUUCCGCGUAGCAGUAUCUCAAUAAGUGAUUUGGACCUUUGCUUAUCCAAAGCAUCAUCUGCUGCUGCCCAAAACUCUGCCUCAAUCCACAUGCCACGUGUUGGGUAUCAAGAUGGAUCAGAUCGAGCAAUUUGGUAUUCUACUGAACGUCUUUUGCGAAAAUAUUCCUCGAUAUAUGGCAUUAAGAUUUACGUGUAUUAUUACAGGAAGCCUUCAGGGUAGUGAAACGUGUCAUACAUAUUGGUGCUGAAGAAGAGAUUAGUGAGCAUGGCGGUUGGUUGACUUUCUGAAAAGUACUCCAAGCUUUUGUCUGGUACUUCUCAUCCGUGUGUUGUUGUAUAAGACAGUAAGCUAAAAUGAAACACCCCCUCCACCCCCACCCCCACCCCCGGGUUUCCGCUUAGAUUAGAACAUUUAGAAGUGAUGUUCAUGUUUUAGAACCUUCCAUUUACAGUAAAUAUAGUAAGUUUUUCAGUUUGUGCUUUUAUUUUGCUGCUUGCGAACAGAAUCCAUGGUCAGAUUAGUUGGUCUAUUGUUUCAUCUGUCUAGGAAGGUUGAAGUGUGUACAUCAGAAAUAUGUUCCAGAACAUCUCCAUCCUUUUCAUCUGAGUUUGUGGCAGAACUUAAGUGUAUUUCAACUAUUGUAAGCAACUUUGUGGAAUAUAAUAUAGAAUUUUCUUUGAUGACA